Geodia barretti is the source of this 708-nucleotide messenger RNA. The record is from the annotation of a GenBank genome assembly. NCBI's taxonomy places the organism in Eukaryota, Metazoa, Porifera, Demospongiae, Tetractinellida, Geodiidae.
UUGAUUCUCCAGAACCUGCAAUUACUCCAGCAAAGCCCGGCGAUCUUUGCCCUGGUUAUUGGCAUCGGGGUGAUCGGCCUCGUCGUCGGAUUCACCAUCCAUGAAUUCUGCCACGCCCUGGCGGCCCACGGCGAAGGGGAUUCAACCGCCCAUCAGAUGGGUCGCUUAACCUUCAAUCCCCUCAAGCAUAUUGACCUGUUUGGGUUUAUCCUGAUCCUGGUUAUAGGGUUCGGGUGGGCCAAACCGGUGCAGGUCGAUCCGUACAACCUCCGGCACGGCCGAUUAGGGAUGUCAUGGGUGGCGGUGGUAGGCCCGCUGUCCAACAUCGUCUUGGCAUUUCUGUUGGGCCUGCUGUUCCGGUUUGAGCUGCUGAAUACCCGCCCGGGAUUCUCCAAUACCGAAGACAUACUUGCGUUUGCGGUCAGUCUCAUAAUCUUCUACAACCUGGUGCUGGGUAUUUUCAACCUGAUUCCCCUGCCGCCGCUGGACGGCAGCAAGGUUUUGGGCGGGCUGCUACCCAGGUCCCUGUACGGCCCCUAUCUCCGGUUCGAGCGGCACGGGUGGCUAAUCCUCAUCGGUUUGGUGAUGGCUAACUUUUUGCUCAGUCGGGUCGCCGGAGUGAAUAUACUCGGAUCGGUCAUAACUCCCCCGCUGCGGUUCCUGUUUGGACUGGCGGCUGGCCCCGAUCUGGCGCGCUUCUUCUUCUGA